Molecule: messenger RNA, 1320 nt
Organism: Cladophialophora yegresii CBS 114405
Lineage: Eukaryota; Fungi; Ascomycota; Eurotiomycetes; Chaetothyriales; Herpotrichiellaceae
Exons: 1
Coding region: 1-1320 (439 amino acids)
Source: RefSeq, a predicted model, not a curated record
AUGCCUGGUAUCGCCGGAGGUGGCCAAAGCGCUGCAAAGGCUGCGCCAAUGAAGCCACCUUCUGCACCUGUUCGACAGGCUCAGUCAUUCAUCCUUUCUGACCCCUCGGCCUUUAUGUCGGCAGUGAAAGGUCCAUCCAAGAAAGCAGACCAGUCAAACAACAACGUGCCGGUUCCGCAUGUCAAUGUUGGCCAUGACACUCCCACACCACCACCAGCCGCGGCUGCUCAAGAGAACGUACAUCCAAAAUUAUCCGAUCCCUCCAUUCGAUGCGUCCCUGUCGAGGAGUUUUCUUUCCCUGCCAAUGCUGCUUUGGCGCCUGGCGAUGUGGCGACCCAUACUGAUGGCGAUCCUAGCCCCAUGACGAUGUCUGAUUUCUCGGCCUCGACAGACAUGCAUGAGCAAGCACCAGUCCAGACCGAAUCCCAUGGCAGAGACCUGAUCGGCCUUGGUAUCGGCAACGUGGAGUUGCAAGCAGCGGCCACACUCCUAGACGUGCACCAAUCUUCGAACGCUACUGCACAGGUGGCUGGCCUGUCACCCACGGGAAGCAUCAUGGAUUCGCCAAUUCCUGACGAUGUCAGGAGUGAUGUUUUGCCUGCUCAACCAGGUAACAUCAUCGAAUUCGCUGGACGGAAGUACGUUUCUCUGGACGAGCUGUUGGCACUCCGCGAAGCCAUUGAGAGGCAUCUCAGUACCACCGUGACAACCGAAGUCCUCGCCGCUCGGUCUGUUGAGAAACCGACUGAGCCUGUCGACGCGCCAGUUGCACAGCCCAAUGCGGCGUCCUCGACAACUUCUUCCUCAACCGCCACGAAGGUCAUUCCAGCACGUCAUGUCAAUCCUUUUUUGCCGCGUGAAGUAGUGAGCCACGAUCGCGCGAACACCACUUUGACCACUGCUCUUCCGGCUGAUAUUAAGAAAGAAAUUGCAGUUACAAAGCCUACGACUGCCCCAACCACUACUGGCACCAAGCCAUUCACAUCGAAGACCACGAUCAGCUCGAAGUGGGGAGCCGAACCAUCAGAUCAGCCAGUUCGUUUCAAUGCCUUUGCCUCCAACACUACCGUCAAGUCCAAGUGGGGUGACGACCCGGCCCCUCAACCAGCUCCUGUUCCUAUCAUGCCUGUCCGUACUCGAUCCCCCAUCAUCGGCGACCGCAAAGUCUAUGGAGCCAAUGGCCCCGAGUACGGCCCUCCCCCACCGCAGGCGGCGCAGCCGCGCAAGUUUCAUGAGCCCGGUCCAGGCUUUUAUGCGCUGGUGCAGAGUUACGCGAACAUGAACCUUGGCAAUGGUACGAGCGAGCCUGACAAACGUUGA